AUGAAGACUUUUAAUCCUCUCUUGCAAUCGGGAUCAUACGUCAGUGAGUUGAGGAAGGUGAGGAGGUGUCUUAGAGAAGUGGCAGGUCAGAUAUCCUCGGUUUCGGUACCCUCAGACGACUUUCUCUUCAAUAGCGGGGUGCGAAAAUCUCUCCUAUUCGAAACUGAAGAUUUUACAACCUCACGGACCUACUUCUGGGCUCUUCAAUCCUUACGUCUUGUCAACGAGUGCAUUGCUUCGAUUAUCAGAAGUUGGGACAUGUACGACAAGGCAUCUUUUCUGGAUCUUCUCAAUACAGGCGAUAAUGGAAUAAGCCACACAUCUCCAAGUUCAGACGGCGAAGCGGCUGUGACUAGAACUGCGUCGGUAUCUUGCCUGGAUGAAAUUCAAAAACAAACGAAUCAGCUCGCCGGCAUGAUAGAAGACAACAACGCCAAGCAGGAGGAGAUUCGGGCAUUGCACGACGGUCUUUCCAAUGCCUCUUCAGUCCUUGAAACGCGUACCACUGUCGCACAAGGAAAAAACAUCCAUGUUCUCACGCUUAUCUCUAUGGUUUUCUUGCCUGCUAGCUUUGCAACAUCCAUAUUUGGCAUGCAGUCCAUUCUACCAUUAUCGACAAAUCUUACGACAUUCGCAAUUGUCAUGAUAUGUGUUUGCGGGCCAGCAUAUCUGAUUAUCUUAGUAUUGAGCGGAGGACUAAAAGGAGCCGAUGAUGUUUGGAAGAAGCCAGCAAAGUUUUGGGAUGGACGUGGCAAAGUUGAUGGAACGAAAUGGCUCGACAGGGCGAAGAUGGUGAUGAGGAAGAAAAGAAACGAAUCGAAGGAUAUCGAGAGGGGUUCAUGA
Messenger RNA from Bipolaris victoriae FI3, 843 nucleotides. RefSeq lists its product as hypothetical. Gene Ontology annotation, molecular function: metal ion transmembrane transporter activity. Gene Ontology annotation, biological process: transmembrane transport; metal ion transport. Lineage: Eukaryota; Fungi; Ascomycota; Dothideomycetes; Pleosporales; Pleosporaceae. The coding region runs from base 1 to 843 and encodes 280 amino acids. Gene Ontology annotation, cellular component: membrane. The transcript is spliced from 4 exons. The record is from RefSeq and is a predicted model, not a curated record.